AUGAAUAAAGAAAUUGAAGGGAGAAUAAGAGAAAGAAUUAAGUAAUAGUAUCCAUUUACUCCAUACUAGUCUUAACUUGAUUUAUCAAAAGAUAUUUAUGUAAGUUUAGCAUAAGGAACUAAAGUAAGAAUUAAAAUAAAGUUAAAGGUUUCUAUUUUUGAAUCUCCAACAGGAACAGGGAAGAGUUAUGCUCUGAUUGAAGGUGCUUUGAAUUAUUUAGAUGAUUUAAAAUCAAACACAUUAAUAAAAUAAAAAUAAAAGACUUAAAAUGAUGAUGACAUGCCAGAUUGGUUUAAUGAUCCUGAUAUUGAUUUAAAAUUGAAUCCUUUACAAAAGCCUAUUGUACAUGGUAUAUUAGAUUUUUGAAAUAGAAAAUAAAUAAUAGAAAAAGCAUGUUAAAUUGAUUGAUGAUGAUGCUGUUUUUGAUUAUUCAAGCUCAGAAGAAAAUUAAAUUAAUUUAAGAGCAUAGUCUUUGAAUGACAAAAUUAUUUAUUGUAGUCGUACUCAUUCUUAAUUGAAAUAAUUUAUUAAUGAAAUUAGACGUUCUAAGCAUAAAGUAAGAGUUUCCACUAUUGGAUCAAGGCAACAUCUAUGUGUGAAUUAAUCAAUUCUAAGUAAAGCAAAUAAUAAUGUUAAUAAAUUAAAUCAUCUUUGUAAAACCAAUAAAAAAUAAUGUUCUUAUUUUAAGUCCUUAGAUACCACGGAACAAUACAUUCAAGAGAUAUUUGAUAUUAAUGAUUUACUUAGUGUAAGCAAAAAAUGUUAAUCUUGUCCCUAUUAUGCAGCCAAGGAAUUAUCAUUAUAAGCAGAUAUUAUUUGUACUCCAUAUUAAUUAUUAAUGGAAUCAAUAGAUUAAUAUAUUGAACCUAUAAUUAUAGUAGAUGAAGCUCAUAAUUUUGGUUCAGCUCUUUUACAAACAGAAUCAUGUGAAAUAUCUUUAAAUUAAUUAAAUAUUAUUAUUGGGGGAAUAGAGGAUUAUAGAAAAAAGUAUCAUUAAAGAGUUAAAGCAAAAACUUUAUACUAUUUGAACUAAUUAUUGUAAUUAAGCAAAUCACUAAUUGAAAAAAUCAAAACAAAGUAAAGCGGUAAUCUCAUUAUUUUGUUAGAUUUCAUGGUAGAAAUAGGUAUCCCAAAAAUAAAUAUUAUAAAAUUAAUAAAAUUUGUUUAGAAUAAAGAUAUGAGAUAAAGAAUUAAUGGGUUCAUAGAUUCAACAUAAAAUGUUACAUAAUAUUGUAGUUUUGAAUGUUUUUGUAAAUUUAUUUAAUAAUUAAUUCUAACAUCUCAGAAAGAAUCAAUUUUAUAUAUUGAGAAGUAAAAUACAAUGAAAUUAUCUAAGAUUAAUAAUUAUUCAAGUUUUUAAGCUUUAAUUGAUAAAUCUAGAAAUUUAAUAUUUUUAGGUGGAACUUUAUAGCCAUUAAAUGAAUUUGAAAUAUUUAAAGAAAGAGUUGAAUAAAUUGAUUUUACUUUUAAAGAAUAUCCUCAUAUAAUAUCAAAAGAGAGGUGUUAAUUACUGAUUAUAAAUGCUGAAUUAGAAUAUUCAUUUAAAUAAAAAAAUGAAAAUCUUAAUUAAUUAAUGAUCCAGACGUAUUCAUUAAUUUAAAAUAUUGAAAAAAGCAUUCCAGAAGGAAUAGUAAUCUUCAUGUAAACUUAUACCUUUUUAGAGUAAUUUAAAUAAUAUACAAAAGCAUAAAAUUUAUAAUAUAGUAAAUAAAUAUUUUUUGAUGAGAAAUAAAAUCCAUAGAUUUUGGAAAAAUAUAGUGAAGUGGCUAAAAAAGGUGCAAUUUUAUUAUCUGUGGUAGGUGGAUCAUUAUCUGAAGGAAUUAACUUUUCAGAUCAUUUAGCUAGAGCUGUCAUAAUAUUUGGAGUUCCGUACCCUAAUUUAGAUAGUUUUGAAUUAAAAGAAUAAAUAAGAAUAAAUGGUAAUUAAUACUAUGAUAAUAUUACAAUGAGAGCUGUUAAUUAAUGUAUUGGUAGAGUUAUUAGGCAUAAGAAUGAUUAUGGUCUUUUGUUCUUAAUAGAUAAGAGAUUUUCUGAAGAAAAGCUAAAAUAAAAGUUUUCAACUUGGUUAUAAAACAGAAUCACAAUUUAGAAUGACUUUAAAGGAACUGAAUUUUUUGAGUCAUUCAAAAAAUUAAUUUGA
Molecule: messenger RNA, 2140 nt
Organism: Paramecium sonneborni
Lineage: Eukaryota; Ciliophora; Oligohymenophorea; Peniculida; Parameciidae
Source: the annotation of a GenBank genome assembly